AUGCCCAAACUUGUCUGCACUGUUUAUUUGCCAGAGAAAGAAGAGAAACAGCACCCCCAUCUGCCCCAAGUCUAUCCUGUGCUAAACAAAUCCACUCGGACCAGAGAUAAGCGCAGAGACUCUGAGACACCGAAUAUUUAUGCAAUUGUGUUUCUAUUUUUUAUGAAAGAAAAAAACCAACUUACGCGUCUUGCUGUUGUGCUUCCGGAUAAGUGUAAGCCAAAGCUCUGCCAGCUAGAAUGCAAAAAAGCGUGUCCAGUGAACAGACAGGGAAAGCCGUGCAUAACGGUGGAAAAAGUGUCCCCUGGCGCCACAAUAUCAGAGAUACUCUGCAUAGGGUGUGGAGCGUGCCAGAAAAAGUGUCCAUUCGAUGCAAUUCGAAUCAUUAACUUGCCCACAAGCCUGAACAAAGAUGUGGUGCACAGAUACUCGCCCAACGGAUUUAAGCUGCACAGACUCCCUUUGCCAAAACCGAACAAAGUGCUGGGGCUCAUAGGAACAAACGGUAUAGGAAAAAGCACAGCCCUCGGGAUCCUGUCGGGAAACACUGUGCCAAAUCUAAACGAUUUCAACAGCACUCCUGAUUGGGCUAAAUUGCUCGUCAGGUACCGAGGAUCAGAGUUGCACAAGUAUUUUACAAGACUGCUGAACGAAAAUAUGAAAAUAUCGUACAAAACACAGUACGUUGAUAAGAUACCAAGAAGCCUCAAAGACGAAACAGUAAAAGACGUUCUUCCGCCCGCCACAGAGAAAGUAAAAAAUCUGUACAAGGAGCUGGAGCUUGAAAAGCUGGAGGACAGAAGAGUCAAAGAUCUGAGCGGAGGAGAGCUGCAGAGAUUUGCAAUUGCACAGACAAUGGCAGCAAAGGCGGAAGUGUACAUUUUUGACGAGCCAUCAUCGUAUUUGGACGUAAGACAGCGCAUAAAAGCUGCUACACUGAUAAGAAAGCUUUGCGACGAUAGAAAGUACGUGAUUGUGGUGGAGCACGAUCUCUCAAUUCUUGAUCUUAUGAGCGACUACGGGUGCGUUCUGUACGGAGUGCCUGGAGCAUACGGGGUUAUAUCGCAGCCCUUUACUGUGCGAGAGGCAAUAAACAUUUUUUUGAACGGAAUGCUGCCAACGGAGAAUAUGCGGUUUAGAGCAGAAAGUCUGACUUUCAGAAUAUCCGAAACAGCCGUGAAUGUGGAAAGUGCAGCAGCGGGGAGUUUGGGGGUGGUUAAGUACCCAAGUCUAACAAAAGCGUGGAAAGAUGGGUUUAAACUCACGGCAAAAGAAGGAGCAUUUAGCUCGCCAGAGAUUAUAGUGCUUUUGGGAGAGAACGGAAUGGGAAAGACCACAUUUAUUAAAAUGCUCGCACAAGAGAUAAAAUCAGACAACGGAAACGAGCCACCGAAGCUGACGAUCAGCAUCAAGCCGCAGAAACUGUCUCCAAAGUAUGAAGAUACCGUUAGAAACCUAUUUUUAAUGAAGGCUAAGCAUGCGCUUGUGGACUCUCUGUUCACUGUUGAGGUCAUGAACCCGCUGGAUAUUAAGUCUCUUUUCGAAAAAAAAGUAAAAGAGCUGAGCGGAGGAGAGCUGCAGAGAGUGGCCAUUGCGCUCUGUCUGUCAAAGCCUGCCGAUCUGUAUCUGAUUGAUGAGCCAUCUGCGUACCUUGACUCAGACCAGAGAAUUGUCGUGUCAAAGGUUCUGAAAAGAUUUAUCACAAGCCAAAAGAGAUCAGCAUUUUUAGUGGAGCACGACAUGAUUAUGGCCACAUACGUAGCUGACAGAAUGAUGGUGUUUGAAGGAACGCCUGGUGUUGAGUGCACUGUGAAUGCGCCUGGCGGAGUAGUGGACGGGAUGAACAUGUUCCUGAAGUCUCUUGAUGUCACAUUUAGAAGAGACGCUGAAAACUACAGGCCGCGCAUCAACAUGCCUAACUCCGCGAAGGAUAGAGAACAAAAAGAGAGCGGGAACUACUUCUUUAACAACGAAUAA
Molecule: messenger RNA, 1977 nt
Organism: Nematocida minor
Lineage: Eukaryota; Fungi; Microsporidia
Product: ATP-binding cassette, sub-family E, member 1
Exons: 1
Coding region: 1-1977 (658 amino acids)
Biological process (GO): ribosomal subunit export from nucleus; translational termination; translational initiation
Molecular function (GO): ATP hydrolysis activity; ATP binding; ribosomal small subunit binding
Source: RefSeq, a predicted model, not a curated record